This is a messenger RNA of Hypanus sabinus (Atlantic stingray), 3724 nucleotides long. RefSeq names its product visinin-like 1a (gene vsnl1a). The record is from RefSeq and is a predicted model, not a curated record. The transcript has 4 exons. Lineage: Eukaryota; Metazoa; Chordata; Chondrichthyes; Myliobatiformes; Dasyatidae. Gene Ontology annotation, molecular function: calcium ion binding. The coding region runs from base 276 to 851 and encodes 191 amino acids.
AAAGCGAAUAUAUGGAGUGUAUGAUUCACGGGGACUGACGCUUGCUUAUACUCGUUUGUGCUUUAGCAGUACUCCAUAACUCAGAGCUGACGCGAGUCCUGUUGCACAGAAUACAUACACUUCUACAGGACCUGUACCAAACAUUUGUGACUCAACCAUUUUCAUUGUUUUAACUCGAAUGGUAGGAUUCAACUGAUUUCGGAUCUAGCGAAAAAGAAUAACUGCAGAUUUAAAAAUAAAACAUCGUUUCACCUAUAAAGGCCUUUUCAGGGACAAUGGGGAAACAGAACAGCAAGCUUGCCCCUGAGGUGAUGGAAGAUUUGGUGAAGAACACAGAAUUUAAUGAACAUGAACUCAAACAAUGGUACAAAGGAUUUCUUAAAGACUGUCCUAGUGGUAGGCUGAACCUGGAUGAAUUCCAGCAACUGUAUGUAAAGUUUUUCCCAUAUGGAGAUGCAUCCAAGUUUGCGCAACAUGCCUUCAGAACCUUUGAUAAAAAUGGUGAUGGAACAAUCGACUUCAGAGAGUUUAUUUGUGCUCUCUCUAUCACUUCACGAGGCAGCUUUGAACAGAAAUUAAACUGGGCUUUCAAUAUGUAUGAUUUAGACGGUGAUGGUAAAAUAACAAGAGUGGAAAUGUUGGAGAUCAUUGAGGCUAUUUAUAAGAUGGUAGGAACAGUCAUAAUGAUGAAAAUGAAUGAAGAUGGUUUAACGCCAGAACAACGAGUUGACAAGAUUUUCAGUAAGAUGGAUAAGAACAAUGACGACCAGAUUACGUUGGAUGAAUUCAAAGAAGCAGCAAAGAGCGACCCUUCAAUUGUGUUACUCCUGCAAUGUGACAUUCAGAAGUGAGCCAUUAAAAAAAUGCGUAUAAUGGACUGCACAAAUUCAAAUGUUUCAUUCAAUUUGCAGCUGCAGCUACAUUCAUACACACACUCGAAAACAAAGUGCUUGGACUACCUUUAAAUGGACUUGCUUCUUGUGUUAAAACACGUGUGCAUGAGAAUGUCAUAUGCAAAAAAAAAGUUUAAAUUAAUAUAAAAACUGCCAAAAGUGAAGUGUGCGCAAUUUUAUUAUCAUAUGAAACUCAUUCCUCAGAGGCCUGUGCAUUAGUAUCGUGUUGCAUUAAAUUAUUGUUCAUGUUCCACUGGAGCUUGCAAUGUGUUUCACUUACGAAGCAUGAAACUUAAUUUCGAUGUUUAUAAGAAAUCACUUUUUCCUCCAAACAUUGUAGCAGAUUGGAGAAGGGAAUUUUGGAAAAUGUUGGCAGCAGAUUCUGAUAAGAAAAAGAACAGUAGGUAUUACGCAAAUCCAUUUGUUUUAACUGGAUAUAAGUAUCACGCAUUUUCGUUGAGUUUUCUUUCAUUUCCUCAAACCCUUAAAAACAGAAGGACUAACAUACCUCAGAAAACUGCAGGAAUCUUUAACAAGUAAACAAAAUUCAAGAUUCAGCAUUUAUAAUUAGCAUCUUUCUCAAACAUGGAGAUUCAAGAUUCAACAGACUAAAACAGGUGCAUAGUUUUAGUAAAGAUUUUAAAAAAGAAAAUACCCAGAGGUAAGAUUCUCUCCCAUUAGUUUAUACCUUUCCUACAAUAACUCAACUAGUAGUUGCCAGGAAAUCAUAAUUAUGACUUUUUCAACUGAUUUUUUAGAGCUUUUCCACUGGUGGUACAUUAAUGGUAGUUUAGCUUGCAUUCAUAUAAAUCCUAUAAACACAUCAAUAUCAAUUGGUACAAAGAGAGAAAAAAUGUAAAACUACAAUAGUACAAGUUAACAGUAAAAGGCCUUUUUAUACUACCCACACUCUUUAACUAAUAAUUAGGUUUGUGAACCAGUUGUAGUACCAUAAUCAUAUAUAGUGAUUCAUUUGAAAACUAGUAUUAAAGAUUUCCUAACAUUCUCCCCAUACAUUGCUAAUUUUAAAAGGGAGGUACAGUCUGCACAAGUGUCUCAUUGUCAUAAAGAGAAAAAAGUAGAGUUUUAGGGAACAUCGCAACCAUCCAUUGGUACUAUUUCAACUUUCAGGAGAGCUGCCCACAACCAGAAGUGUUAUCCUCCACAGAAAUGAAGACUGCUAACUACAGUCUCCAUUCAUGUGAUUUUUGGGCAAAGCUUAUGAGCAGAAAAUUGGGAUUCAAAAUCUGAUUUUGUACAUCAGUGGCAUCAACGUGCUUGGCAGAAAGUUGUGGCGUACUACCACGAAAGUUGUUUGCUGAAGUUCCCAAAGCCAGCACAAGAAGUGCAAGAGGUUUAUAUGUUACAGGCCUUACCCAAGAUUGGAAAGCAUAAUUCUGUUACCAGCUCUUUGCUCUAGCAUUGAUUUGAACUGGGAAUUAACGGUCAUAGACUGGAAUCUUAAUAGAAGACACAAUUUGGUAACCGAUGCAUCUGGUGUUUUUCUUCCAGUUGUGCUUUUCUAGCAUGCUCAGUAUAAAUGCUUUUCCUUUGAGUGCAAUUUUUUUUUAAAUUGCAUUUUAAUCUAUUUUCUUCACUAUUAUUACUAUAUUCCAUUGUAGAGAACUUUUAUAUUUGAUAGCCCCUGCUUGUUAGAUAAGUAUUUCAUUUUAAAUUCCUUUUGCCCUCAAACUGGAGCAAUUCCUGGGACUGGACCUGCUUGGAUAUUGGACAAACCAGAGUUGAGUAGUCGCAGGCCAGCAAGGUACUUUGACACCACCGGACGGUAUUCUCAACGAGGCAGCAAAUGCACCAACCGUUCAGAGCUGACCAACUUGCACACCAGCUGCCUGACAAAGUGAGUGUCAAUAGGUGAUGAAAUUCUGGAGUUUCCUGGCUAUUACAAGGUCCAAAACCAGCUAAAAAUAAGCUGCUGCUGCAAUUUGAGAAUGCUGCCCAAAUUUGCUCAUUUUCACACUUUAUGUAAUUUCAAUCUUUAUUAAAUAGGUUAAAAUGCUGUGUUACUGUCCCCACUAAAUUUACUAUUUUACAAUUAUUUAUUUUCACUUAAUUUCUCCUUAACCAAGACUGAAAAUACUAUACAUCAUUUUGAAAUGGGACAAAUGAAGUACUGACAUUCAAAGUGCACCUCUCUUUAAUUUCAACUUACUAAUUGCACUGUUCAUUUAUUCAAUUGAGAUGGCUUUUCCUGCCUGGAGAAGAUAAGUUCUACAGAGUGCCUGUUUCUAAAUUCAAUAGCAAUUCUAAAUCAGCCAUGUUAAUAAGAAAAGGAUUGAAUUCAAACUUGGGUAAAACCAUGGGGACAUCUAUAAAUACUUACUCUUCAAUAUACCAAUUAGUAAUUAGAUCUUUGAGUGCAGAACAUGAUGGUUUUAUGUACAAAUAACAGAACUUUAAAAUUAGCAGGUGACAUUUAAUCCGAUGGCAGCACUGAGUAGGAAUGUGAACACAUUCAUACCGAUGUUCGGUAUGAACUCUCAGCAGGUGAGGCUCUCUUGUGACUAGGUGAAAUUGGAAUUUGAAACUUAAAAGCUAUGUCUUAUUAAACCAGACCGAUGCUUUAUCUAUUCUAACAAAAGGAUAGUGAAUAAAAGCUUACCAAACCUUUCCCAUUUAUGUAUGCAAUGUAAACAAGAUGUUGGUGAAAGUGUUCGGUGCAGUACCUAAAUGUUUGUUAUGGCUUUUAUAAAUGUCAUGGAUCAAUACAUAAAUCAUUCAAAAAGAAAUUGUGCAGGAAACAAAACCCAGAACUGUUAAAAUGAAAUUGUGCUACCAUGUGAAACAAAAUAAACAGUGGCAUGGACAUACUU